Penicillium paradoxum is the source of this 195-nucleotide messenger RNA. RefSeq names its product mitochondrial carrier. The record is from RefSeq and is a predicted model, not a curated record. The transcript has a single exon. NCBI's taxonomy places the organism in Eukaryota, Fungi, Ascomycota, Eurotiomycetes, Eurotiales, Aspergillaceae. The coding region runs from base 1 to 195 and encodes 64 amino acids.
AUGACUGGGACUGCCCAACAAAGCACCAACAAUGCAGAUCAACCGGAUCCAACGGAUAAGCAAAACUGGAACUACGCCCUACGAAGCGGUCUAGCUGGAGGUAUAGCAGGAUGUGCCGUGAGUAUGACAAAGGCCUCCCCGAAAGAACAGACCCUGAUCUCCAAGCCAAGGCAAAAACAGUCGUUGCGCCAGUAG